This is a messenger RNA of Carassius carassius (crucian carp), 836 nucleotides long. It is a transcript of the gene grifin, whose product is annotated as galectin-related inter-fiber protein. The transcript is spliced from 4 exons. Gene Ontology annotation, molecular function: carbohydrate binding. The record is from RefSeq and is a predicted model, not a curated record. Lineage: Eukaryota; Metazoa; Chordata; Actinopteri; Cypriniformes; Cyprinidae. The coding region runs from base 107 to 517 and encodes 136 amino acids.
GUAAACAAAAACAAAAAUAUCAAGAUUGAAAAUAUAUUGGCAUCCAGCAAAUGUUUGGUUAGCCACAUUCUUCAAAAUAUCUUCUUUCACACAGGUUUAAAACAAAAUGAAUUUUGAGGCAUCCUGUCCUGAUGGUCUAUGUCCAGGAUGGAGUGUCAUCCUGAAAGGAGAGACCCCAGCAGAAGCCAGCAAGUUUGAGAUCAAUUUCCUGUGUGACCGCGAUGACAGAAUAGCCUUCCAUUUCAACCCACGCUUCACUGAGUCAGAUAUCAUCUGCAACUCCUACAUGGCCAACCACUGGGGACAGGAGGAGAGGUGCAGCAGCUCUCCCCUCGGGAUAGAAGAGCCUUUUCAGAUUGAAAUUUACUCUGACAACGAUAACUUCCAUGUUUACAUUGACGAAACCAAGGUGAUGCAGUAUAAACACCGUGUGGAAGACCUGAAGACCGUCACGAAAGUACAAGUGGUCAAUGACGUCAAUAUCUCCUCUUUAGAGAUCGCCAAAAAACAUUUUUAAGUGGUGGGCAUAGGGCCAAACAGAUGAUUCAUUUGGAGUGAGCCUUGUGUUUGUAUGGUGGGUUAUUGUUUUCGCAUUUCUGUUUACACACCUUUCAAUACUCAUAAUUAUCCUUUUGGGUUAAUUAUCCUCUGUAAAGGUGUGAUAUUUGGCAUUGACAUGCCUUACCUAAACUUCAUAUUCAUAUGAAUUUGUAAAUAAAUGGAAGGUUUGAAAAUAAUCUGGGUGACUCAGAUUUUGUGUUUUUCCACAACAUCAAUGUCAAAAAAUAGAUGCGCAGAUCCAUCUGGGUCUGCUUGUGAUGAAACAUCCUAAGAAA